Messenger RNA from Drosophila teissieri, 1098 nucleotides. It is a transcript of the gene bug, whose product is annotated as thioredoxin domain-containing protein 15. The record is from RefSeq and is a predicted model, not a curated record. NCBI's taxonomy places the organism in Eukaryota, Metazoa, Arthropoda, Insecta, Diptera, Drosophilidae. Gene Ontology annotation, cellular component: cilium. The transcript is spliced from 2 exons. Gene Ontology annotation, biological process: cilium assembly. Bases 107 to 997 code for a protein of 296 amino acids.
GCAGUUUAGCUUGAUAGUCGAUAUAUCAAAAUCAAGUAGUUUCCAGGUAUUUAUUGAGUGUCAUAUAACAGCCAACUAUUUCAACAGCUGUUCGAGCAACGAUAAAAUGAACCCAAAUCUCUUGUUUAUACUUUUGCUCUGCGCCGCGCACGGUCAGGCGGAACUCUCCGGACUACUAAGUGCCCUGCAGUAUUUCGGACUAUUUGGGACGGCGGAUUCCCUGGGAAUUUCCCGUGGCCAGUGCCAUUAUAGCUUCAAGACAUUUGCCCUGCUGGAGGAGCGACGCAUGUGUGCGCCGGAUGAUGAGCACAUCCUGCACCUGAAUCAGCUGCCUCCGGUGCGAAAGCCACCAAUUAUGAUCAAGUGCCUGCAGCGGGAACCAGAAAAUGAGACAGCAACCGAGCCGAGACUGCUGAUAAUGCGAAGUGCCAAGGAGAUAUUGAAUCUGCUAAAGCCCGUGGGCAAUGCCACCAAGCGCCACGAGCCGGGCAAUUGUGUGGUUGUCCACUUCUGCACCGCAACCAGCUUGGAGUGCGCUCGUGUCGCUCCGGUGGUAAAUCUGCUGCCCCAUUUCUUUCCCACGCUGUCCAUCGCCUAUGUGGACGCCUAUGAGUUUGGUCGCUUAAAUGCCGAGAUCGGUAUCGUUUCGCUGCCCACACUGAUGAUAUUCCACCAGGGCAGGCCGCUAAUCAAAUACGAUCCAUCGUGGAAGGACUCGGAGAAGCGCAGCUUUGCCAGGUUCAUUAUGCGUCACACCAAUGUGAAGACUGUCGAUCCACAGGCCAUUGAUCCGGCCAUCGUCCUUCGCUCAGAGACCGAGCCGCUGUCCAAUAAACCCAUUGUGGAGACGGAUUACUAUUUGGGCCUCGCUUGGGCCUUUAUACUGGCCUGCCUUGCCAACUACCUGCGUCAGACGGUCUUCUGGAAGCAGCUGGUGGAGAUGGUGCAGCGCAAUUGGCGGGAAUCGGAGGAGACGCAAAUGGAGAUGGUGGACUAGUCAGUUAUUAAGUUUAGUUCUCAAUUAGUCGCAUAAGUAGAACACAUUGGAUUUACUAUUAUAAUGUAAUUACCAUUUAAUUAAAUUCACAUCAACAUUUA